AUGGAUAAGCUUCAACCACCGCCGCCAUUUUCCUUUGAAGGAAACGUAUCUCAUGGCUGGAAAAUAUGGGAAAAACACUUCAAUUUUUAUCUCACUGCUACUGAAUCAGAUUCAAAGAGCGAUAAAGUGAAAACCUCCAUUCUCUUAACCUGCAUUGGACCCAAAGGACGCGAAAUUUACGAGACAUUUACCUUCUCACAAGAAACUGACAAGCUGAAACUCAAGGUUGUAUUAGAAAAAUUCAGUGCAUAUUGUAAUCCUAGAAAGAAUAUCACUAUACUUCGCCAUCAAUUCUUUACCUACAGCCAACACGAAGGUCAGUCUUUCAACGAUUUCGUCAUAGAACUUAAGAAACGAGCCUCUGAGUGUGAAUUUGAGACUUUAGCUGAUUCACUGAUUAAGGACAUGAUUGUUUGUGGGGUAGCUGAUCAAUCCCUCCGUGAAAGACUCUUACGCGAUGCGGAUUUAACCCUUGCCAAGGCCAUUGAUGCCGGUAUUGCUGCAGAGGAAACCAAGCGUCACGCAAAAGAACUCGAAAAACAUCAACAAUCGUCAGAUAUUCACCAAGUUUAUCAUUCAAAAGAAAGAAAACUCAAAGAAUCUAGCAGAGCCCCUGAUGACGUCAUCAAGAAAUGUAAGUUUUGUAAUGGCUCCCACCAACGUGGCAACUGUCCUGCCUACGGGAAACGGUGUAGAACAUGCAACCGUAAGAAUCAUUUCGCUGUUUGCUGUUCCCAAAAAUCUGUCAAAUGUGUUACUGAGCAGGAUAAGUCCUCUGAUGAUGAAUUUUUCAUCGAUAUGGUUAAAGUCACUGAUACCAAUCAGAAUCUCUCAACUGAAGGUGAUGGUGAAAACACCCCAAUUCCCAAAUCCAUGCCAACCAAUGCUAGUCCCAAUGUUUUCACAGUUAACAAUACCAAAUUAGAUUGGUCUGUCACACUGGGCGUGAAUGGAACUGAUGUCAAUUUCAAGAUAGAUACUGGAGCCCAGUGCAAUGUAAUUCCAAAGCGCCUACUUUCCAACCUCUCACCUAGACCUAAGCUCAAAACAGCAAACGUCCAGCUCUCUGCAUAUAAUGGCACAACUAUCCCUGUUGCUGGUAAGUGCAUUGCUCAAGUCAAACACAGGAGACAAACAAUUCCCAUUCUCUUCAUGGUUGUAGAUUCAGACUCAGUCCCCAUACUAGGAUUAAAUACAUGUGACAAACUGAACUUGAUCAAACAAGUGUAUCAAAUUUCAGAGGAAGUGCAAUCUCAUACUCCUAUUGACGAGGAAUUCUCUGACUGUUUUGGAGAAAUUGGAUGUUUGAAGAGAACACAUCACAUCGAACUAAGAGAUGAUGUGAAACCUGUAAUCAUUCCUGUCAGACAAGUACCCUUUGCUCUAAAGCCAAAGCUCAAAGAGGAAUUGCAACGUAUGGUUGAGCUCAAUGUUAUUGAACCAGUCGAAAAACCAACCGAAUGG
Molecule: messenger RNA, 1464 nt
Organism: Paramuricea clavata
Lineage: Eukaryota; Metazoa; Cnidaria; Anthozoa; Malacalcyonacea; Plexauridae
Source: the annotation of a GenBank genome assembly